This is a messenger RNA of Scylla paramamosain (green mud crab), 5550 nucleotides long. Its product is annotated as neural-cadherin-like. Gene Ontology annotation, biological process: adherens junction organization; cell morphogenesis; calcium-dependent cell-cell adhesion. Gene Ontology annotation, cellular component: plasma membrane; catenin complex; adherens junction. NCBI's taxonomy places the organism in Eukaryota, Metazoa, Arthropoda, Malacostraca, Decapoda, Portunidae. The transcript is spliced from 21 exons. The record is from RefSeq and is a predicted model, not a curated record. Bases 146 to 5119 code for a protein of 1657 amino acids. Gene Ontology annotation, molecular function: cadherin binding; calcium ion binding.
GCCUUUACAACACGACUCAUUGGACUCAGAUAAUGAUGACGAUGACAGUGGGGAUAAUUACGGUUAUGAUAAUGGGGAUCGAGGACACGAGGGAUGCGUCUAUUUUACCUCACCGUAUUCCUCCUCGCCACAUCUUCCCUCCGGCAUGUCCGUGGAGGGGAGGGGGGGCACGUGGCGGCAACAUAUGGUGGAGACGGUGUUGACAGUGGUCGUGAAGGACAUCAAUGACAACGCUCCACGCUUCCCUAACACGACAAUCUACGGACAGGUGGAGGAGAACGGGGCUGCCAACUUGUCCGUGGCGAUGGUAGCGGCUUACGAUGCUGACGACGCCUCUGAGGGCACUAACGCCAAACUCACUUACGCUAUUGAGAAAAACGUAAUCGAGGAGCGCUCUGGAGAGGCCAUCUUUGUCGUGCAUCAGGAGACAGGCCUCGUGCGCACUGCCCUCUGUUGCCUCGAUCGGGAAGCAGCGCCUGAGUACCAUAUCCAAGUGGUUGCUGCCGACGGGGGUGGACAGAAAGGCACAUGUACUGUUAUCAUACGCGUGUCUGACAUCGAUGACAACCCGCCUCGUCUGGCCAGGAAGAGAUGGGACCUGACUGUACAGGAGACGUGGGGCAACUCGGGAACAGCGAACACCACACUGCUGGAGAUUGCCGCCUCGGACAGGGACGCCGCCAGCUACUUCUAUUACAGGGUAUUGGCGGGAAGCGGGCGUGGGUGGCAGCUGUUUACGGUGAGGACGGUGGGCGCGGUGGGGCAGCUUUACGCAACCGAGCCACUAGACUACGAGGACGAGACACACCGGCAAGGCUUCAAGUUCACGGUGCAGGUGACGGACGGGGGUCCUGGCGCCUGGAAAGACCCGAACCACAUGGACUCUGCCUGGAUCUCAGUAAAACUCCUGGACGUAAAUGACAACCCGCCGCUCUUCGCUCGCCCGCACGCCCACAUCACGAUCAGGGAGGACGCCCAGCCCGGAACUCUCCUGGCCUCGCUCCCCGCUCACGACCCUGACAUGGGCGGCGAGGAAGGCGUGGACUACCUGAUGAUGGGCGGCUGGGGGGCGCUGCGGGUGGACGAGGCUGGGGACAUUACGCUGUGGAGGGCGCUGGACCGUGAGAUUCCUGGGGGCGCCGCGGGGGAGGCCCUGGUAGUGGCGGUGGACAGAGGCCGCCCUCCCCUCACCGCCACAGCCACCCUCACCCUCACUGUGACGGACGUGAACGACUGCGCGCCUACCCUGCUGCCGCCCACUGUCUUCCACGUGGCCGAGGACGCCCCGCCAACGCUGCUCGGACUCCUGAAGGCGACGGAUGCUGACGUUUGGGAGCUGGGUCACGGGCCGCCCUUCAGCUUCACCCUCGCGCCCUCCAACCCCGCCCACAUCUUGUCCUCCAUCGCACUCAAAUUUGACCCUGAUGUGGACAGUGGGCGCGGGGGUGCCGAGCUGUGGACCACGGGCGGCCUGGACCGGGAGGCCUGGCCGGAGCUUGAGGUGGGCGUGGAACUGGGUGACGCGGGGGGAGUGACCGCCACCCACACCCUCACCGUGAUCGUGGACGACACCAACGACCACCCGAUGAAGCCCGCGACCAAAACGGUGUUUCUGUGGAAGACCCGGGGCGGGGGCUCAGAAGCGCCUCUAGGCCGAGUGUACGUGAACGACCCUGACGACUGGGAUGCUGGGGACAAGUCUUACGCGUGGGACGGUCCGCCGCACCCUCUGUUCUCCCUGGACCCGCGCCACGGCACUGUCUUCGCCUCCAGCGUGGUGAGGGAGGGGAGGUACGAUCUCCACUUUCGCGUGAGUGACCGGACGUGGCGGCAACGAGGAGUGGCUGCCAACGUGACGGUGAUGGUAAGACUCCUGGCCCCCGCUGCCCUGGCACGCGCAGCCCCCCUCUCGCUGUUCCCCACCACGCCCGCACGCCUCGCCCGCGGUUGGACUCCACAGGGAGGCGGUGGGAGGCUUGGCAUACUCCUGGACGAGGUACUGAAGGUGGUGGGGGGAAGCUCCUCCCACAAGGUUGAGGUGGUGUCACUGUAUGAUGGCACGCUGUCGCACCCUCGACGCCAGCGGCCAGAACCCAGCCACGAUGACAGCCACCAGCACCCAGACACUGAUCGUUACCGCCACAGUCCGCCACACUCCACUAGAGCCACUGUUGCCUCAGCUGACGGAAGUGAAGGAAAAGGAAGCGAAGAGGAGAGUGCCCGGUUGCCUCCGCCUCCUCCGUCAGCCUGCGUGUGGUUGAGUGUGGUGGGUCCAGGAGGAGUAUUCAUGGAUCCAACGAAGCUUCUGGGUCUGCUGGGGCUUCACUUACGACAGCUGGAGGAGGCCACCAAAUUGCGGGUGCAUCUUGGCUCUCCCGAAGAGGCUGGAGAGCGACUAGAUGGUACUCACUCUUCCAGCCUGCGGGACUCUCAGCCUGGCGACCCGUCCUCCGCGGCCUCCCUCGCCUCUACCUCUCUCCCUCUCCAGGUCGUGGACACCAACGUCACCUCCCUGGUCACGCCGCGCCUCUCCCGCGCCCCCUCCUGCCGUGCCCAGGAGCCGGAGACCUGCACACCCUCCUCCUGCCUGAAUGGCGGCCGCUGCCUCCCCACCCCUGCCGGCAACAGGUGUGUGUGUCCGGGGGGAUCCAAGGGAUGGCGCUGCAAGGUGUUGGCGCGCACCUUCCUUGGCUCUGGGUGGGCGUGGGUGCCGCCGCUGCCUCGCUGCCUCCCCACCACUAUCUCCAUGCGAGUCCUCACCCGCCACCCGCAAGGCCUCUUGCUCUACGCCGGCCCCAUGGCACCCUCGCAACGACCACACCACAAUGUCCCCACACCCAUGCUCGCCUUACAGAUGAAGCACGGCCGCCCACAACUGUUGCUGGAGGGUAGCCUGGAGCCCAUUAAGCUGGAGGUGAACAUGACUUUGCACGAUGGGGAGUGGCACAACCUCCACCUGCGCCUCGAUACCCAGGGCGUGGCUCUCAUGGUGGACCGGUGCGGGCGUGAGUGGCAGAGCACCGGCCCGUCUCACUGCCUGGCGUGGGCGAAGUGGGGCAGUCCUUGGGUGCUGGAGUCGUGGCCGAGCCUGGGACCCCUGCAGGUAGGUGGGAUGGCCCACUCUCCGCCCAUGGCCGAGCAGCACGGAUGGUGGGAGCCACCGAUCGCGCGCCCGCUGCACGGCUGCCUAUCACACCUCACAUUCAACGGACAGAUGGCGGACCUCGGGGAGCCCGCCUCCAGUGGGGGCAGCGCACCAGGCUGCCGCCCUCAGGAGGCAGCGUGUCCAGGAGGCAUGGGUGGCUGCGGGUACCGAGGGGAGUGUGUGGGCGGCCUGAACCAUCCAGAGUGUGAGUGUGAGCCGGGAUGGGCGGGGACCAAAUGCUCCACACUUUCGCCACCUGCUUUCCUUGGCCGUGGUUCCUACGUGAGGGUGGCUCUUUCCUUUGCGCCGCCCACCGCCGUGCCCAGGCUGCAGGUGCGGCUGCGGGUGCCGCACGCAACGUCAGGAAUGCUGGUGCGCCUCGCGACAAGGCACCGCGCGGCCGUCUUCACCCUGCACUUGCGAUCUGGUAUCGUCUGCGCCUCCCUAACUGGCGCAGGCGUGGGAGUGCGUGAGGCGUGCGUGGAGGGCCGCGGAGUAGGGGACGGCCUGUGGCAUACUAUCAGUGCGGAACAGCAUGGUGACAACCUAGUGGCGAGUGUGGACGACGGCGACGGCUGGCGACGCAACGAGAGUCUGGCGUCGCUGCUGCUGGGAGAGGCGCGGCAGGGACUAAGUAAGGCCAGGAGGGUCACGUCGCCAAAGGUCCUCCAGAUGAGCAGACUGGAGGGCGUCACUGUUGGAGGCGUACCGCGCUUGACUGGAGGGAAGCUGGCGGCAGUAACUGAAGACCUUUCAGGAGCGUGUAUCGCCGACGUGCGCGUGUCCGGCCGCCACCUGCCUUUGCCCCCCGCGGCCAACGGCACCAGCUGGGGCCAAGUAACAGCCGCGAGACACGUGAUGCGAGGUUGCGAGGCGCCUGAUACCUGUGCCAACACCACCUGUGCUCCUCCGUUCACCUGCACAACUGCAAUCACCUGGGAUCGGGCCAUCUGCAGCUGCGGGACAGGGCGGCGGCUGGUGGGACGCCACUGCGAGGAUGUGGACGAGUGCUUGUGGCAACCGUGUCUUCACGGCGGCACAUGUGUCAACCAGCGGCCAGGCUACUUGUGUCUGUGCGGCCCAGCCCACGCAGGGGACCACUGUCAGUGGGGCACACACGUCCCUAAUCCCUCCGCUCUCGCCGCCCCAGCCACACUCGCCGGCAUCGCCGCGACCCUCGUGGUUCUGCUGGUUCUCACCCUCGUCCUCUCCCUUCGCUUACACCGUCGCCGUGGAAGCCUCUGUCAUAAGGAUCGCUCGAGAACGAAAGUGGAGAGUCCAGAAGAGACUCAGGUAGAGGAGAAGGGAGGAGGACAAGGACAAGGAAAUAAUCUUGGAGAAGGAAGAGGGAAAAAAAGGAAAAGCAUCCUCUCUAAGAACACGAGCCAACUAACACUGUUGGGGUGUCUUCGCCGGAAGCUGCCGACGACCACCGGCAAGACGCCUCAGUCAGUGCUGCAGGAGCGAGAGGAACACUCGGUCGGAAGAAAAGCUUCAGGAAGCGGCGGAGGGAACGCGUCGCCAGGCGCCAAAGCCACGGGAGCCCACACCAGGGACCCCACGCCUGACCUGUCCCGCGAUGACCUGCGGGCCUACGCCUACGAGGGGGAUGGCUCUUCCUCGGGUUCCUUGACCUCAACUAUAUCAGGUCAGUCGAGGGCAGAGCUGAAGCAGGAGAUCAAUGCCCGGGGCAGCGUGGAGGCGGAGGGCGGCGGGACCUCCACGCCGCGGCUCGUGCCGGGAUUCCUGGAGGUCGUGGACUUGUUGAGAAACCUGCCCGAAGCGCCAGGCAGGCCCUCUCCCCGCCCAAAGUCUCGCAGGAAGCUUCCGGAAGAAGCUACGAUUCCUCCUUCUCCUCCCCCUCCAGCUCCUCCUCCUCCGCCACCUCCUCCUCCACCUGUUCCAUCGCCGUCGAGGACAGCAGAAGCAACACCAGCGCCCUCUAAGGGGACAGAAGCAGCUGUCAACUGCUGACGUAGUGUUGUGACUGAAUGCUGCGGGAAAACUAAGGUGUGCUGUUGUUGCUGCUGCCGUGAAGCUGCCGUCACCGUCAUUGCCCCCGCCGCCGCCGCCGCCGCUGCUGCUGCUGCUGCUGCUGCUGCUGCUUAAACUUCCAUCUGUUCUAAGUCUUGCCAUUUUCACUCCCCACUUCUCUUCUCGUUACUCCCCUGUUCUUUCUUUUCGUGUUUUCUUCUUUUUCUUUUCUUCUUCUUCUUUUUUCUUCUUUUUUCUUCUUCUUCUUCUUCUUCUUCUUCUUUUUUCUCCUUCUUCUUCUUCUUCUUCUUCUUCUUCUUCGUCUUCUUCUUCUUCUUUUCUUCUUCUUCUUCUUCUUCUUUUCACCUCUUCCUUCUCCUGUUCUUCUCUUUCUUUCUUAUAUUUAUAUCCUUUUUAUAAUAUUCAUUUUG